CGGCGGAGGUGGAUUGUUACCCGGCUUCUGAACAUGCGGCAGGUCGAAUUGACGUCAGGUCUCGCGUUUCUGAGCCUGAAGGCAGUUAUAUGAGGCUACUUUGCUGUUCUGGCUAUUCUUCUUUGCUUGAUAUCCUGUACUUAGAAGCCUGCUCAAGUUUGCUUUGACGAGAAAUAUACUGGCAAGGACGCUGCUGCUGCAAUAGACACUGCAUACAAGAGACGUCUUCUGAGUUUAGUCGCGCGGCGCAUUAAAACCAGGUCUUAAAAUUGUCUUUUUAUCGUUCGAUAUAUCCGGCUUUUCCCAAGACUCUAGCCCGAUGGACCCUUCGAGCAUAGACUGGUCGGUGAGAAUGCUAGUACGGACGAUAAAGAUACUAUCCGCAACAGGCGUCAGCUGUGUAGGCGCGCUCGCCGUCAUCCUGUACUUUGCGCAGUCGGCACUGAUAUACCCCAGCAACAUCCCACCCGGCAGCCGGACCGAGGUGCAGACGCCCAAGAGCUACGAUCUUCCGUACGAGGACGUGACGUUGGAGACCGAGGACGGCGAGAAGAUCAAGCUGUUUGUUAUGAAGCAGACGGAUCCCGAGCUGAGAUUGAACGGGCGGACGGUCAUAAUAUGUUGCGCGAAUGCGGGGAACAUGGGUCACCGCUUGCCAAUCGCGUCUGCGUUUUACAAAAUAUUGCAGUACAAUGUGAUUCUGUUCUCUUACAGAGGAUACGGACUGAGUACGGGAAAGCCAAACGAGGUGGGCUUGAAAAUUGAUGCCGAGACAGUAUUCAAACACGUCAAGGCGGAUCCCGAGCUGAAAGACACCGGCAUUGUGCUCUACGGCCAGAGCUUAGGAGGUGCCGUUGCGAUAUACCUGGCUGACAAACACCAAGAUGAGGUCGCCGGCCUCAUUGUCGAAAACACAUUCCGCAGCAUUCCAUCUCUCAUCCCCUCCGUGCUACCGGUCGCGCGCUACUUUACGUUUCUAUGCCACCAGACCUGGCCGUCUGAAGAGCUUAUUUCGAAAAUCUCAAAUAUCCCGGUCCUCCUCCUCAGCGGUCUCAAUGACGAGAUUGUCCCGCCUUCGCACAUGAAAUAUCUAUACGAGCACUGCAGCAGUCCCAGCAAGGUCUGGAGACAAUUCGCAAACGCGACGCAUAAUGAAACGUAUAUGAAGGAUGGGUAUUGGACAUCUAUCAUUGACUUUUCUAAUGAUUUCAUGGAUAAGAAGACAUUGUAGUUGGUCGGAUGGCUUGAGAUAGACAGCGGCGGUAACUGUAUUUUGAUCUCUUUGGCAGAGAUUACUUUAUUUAAUCAUACAUUCUCCCCUUCAAACUUUCAUCAGCGCUGAAAUCUACGAAUUUCUGUAUGAUUACGGCCUACCUUCACGUUAUGCAGCUACAUCUCAUGAACAAACCCUUUUACUUAAUAGAAUGAUUCAAAGAUUCAAAGAGAUAAUUCAUUACAAAACGAAAUGAUA
This is a messenger RNA of Myxozyma melibiosi, 1471 nucleotides long. RefSeq names its product BEM46 family protein-like protein. The record is from RefSeq and is a predicted model, not a curated record. Lineage: Eukaryota; Fungi; Ascomycota; Lipomycetes; Lipomycetales; Lipomycetaceae. Gene Ontology annotation, cellular component: membrane. The coding region runs from base 320 to 1231 and encodes 303 amino acids. Gene Ontology annotation, molecular function: palmitoyl-(protein) hydrolase activity. The transcript is spliced from 3 exons.